Molecule: messenger RNA, 2276 nt
Organism: Larimichthys crocea (large yellow croaker)
Lineage: Eukaryota; Metazoa; Chordata; Actinopteri; Sciaenidae
Gene: mettl3
Product: methyltransferase like 3
Exons: 11
Coding region: 156-1922 (588 amino acids)
Biological process (GO): mRNA modification; RNA methylation
Cellular component (GO): nucleus; RNA N6-methyladenosine methyltransferase complex
Molecular function (GO): mRNA m(6)A methyltransferase activity
Source: RefSeq, a predicted model, not a curated record
UUCAGUCCGCCCGGAACGUUCAGUCUCAGCUCGAGACUCAUUCACGGGCGUACCAAGGCGGUUUUGGCUCCUAACAGGCGGACACGGGUUUUCAAGUUUUUGUCCAAACACCGCGAACCGGGACCGGUGCCGGUGCCGUUCGAGCCCAGCGCGUCAUGUCGGACACAUGGAGCAACAUCCAGGCGCACAAGAAGCAGCUGGACUCUCUGCGGGAGAGGCUGCAGCGGCGCCGCAAAGACCCCGCACAGCUGACCGCAGACGCUGGAAGCAGCACGGAGGGUUCCACGGCCAGAAGCGACAGCCCGGCUCCGUCAGCGCCGCCGCACCCUCAGGAAGAGACGGAGAAACCACCAGACCCCGAGCUAGAGAAGAGGCUGCUGGGAUAUCUCUCUGAUCUGAGUCUCUCACUGCCGACGGACUCCCUUUCCAUCACGAAUGAACUCAACAGCUCAGAAACAGACGUCAGUCACGGAUGCAUCCAGAGUCUGCUGCUCAAAUUCUCCGCUCAGGAGCUCAUCGAGGUCCGGCAGCCCGCCUCCGCCUCUUCCUCCACCGCCUCCUCCUCCUCGGUCGUGGUAUCGGUGGACCACACCAAACUAUGGGCCAUGAUCGGGUCGGCGGCCGGAGCCCAACGGAGCGGCGUGAAGAGAAAAGCGGAGGAUCAAACGCACCUGAAACGAGCCGCGGGCUUCUCGCCGUCGCUUCAGAGCUCUGCCUCUCCUCCGCACGCUUCUUUCACCUCUCUGACGCCGGCUUCCUCCACGCAGCUGGCGGGGCCUUCGGCGUCGGGCAGCGGGGCGGAGAAGAAGGGCAGGAGCAGCAAAGGCCAGUCGUCUCAUUUGGACAUGGAGAUCGAGAGCCUGCUGAACCAGCAGUCCACUAAAGAGCAGCAGAGCAAGAAGGUGAGCAGAGAGAUUCUGGAACUACUUAACGCUAGCACGGCCAAGGAGCAGUCCAUCGUGGAAAAGUUCCGGUCUCGCGGCCGGGCUCAGGUCCAGGAGUUCUGCGACCACGGGACCAAAGAGGAGUGCGUGCGCUCCGGGGACACGCCUCAGCCAUGCACCAAGUUACACUUCCGCCGCAUCAUCAACAAGCACACGGACGAGAGCCUCGGCGACUGCUCCUUCCUCAACACCUGUUUCCACAUGGACACCUGCAAAUACGUCCACUAUGAGAUCGACAGCCCUCCGGAGGCCGAGGGGAGCCUGCUGGGGCCCCAGGCCGGCACCACGGAGCUCGGACUCCACGCGGGGGACGCAGACAGCAACGUGGGAAAACUCUUCCCCUCGCAGUGGAUCUGCUGCGAUAUCCGCUACCUGGACGUGUCUAUCCUGGGGAAGUUUGCCGUGGUGAUGGCCGACCCUCCGUGGGACAUCCACAUGGAGCUUCCCUACGGCACGCUGACCGACGACGAGAUGAGAAAGCUGAACAUCCCCAUCCUGCAAGACGACGGCUUCCUCUUCCUCUGGGUCACCGGCAGGGCUAUGGAGCUGGGCAGAGAGUGUCUCAGUCUUUGGGGCUACGAGCGUGUGGAUGAAAUCAUUUGGGUGAAAACAAACCAGCUUCAGAGAAUCAUCCGCACAGGACGGACGGGCCAUUGGCUGAACCACGGGAAGGAGCACUGUCUGGUGGGCGUGAAGGGAAACCCUCAGGGCUUCAACAGAGGGUUGGAUUGCGACGUCAUUGUGGCCGAGGUCCGCUCCACCAGUCACAAACCGGACGAGAUCUACGGCAUGAUCGAGAGACUGUCACCCGGCACCAGGAAGAUCGAGCUUUUCGGCCGACCGCACAACGUCCAGCCCAACUGGGUCACUCUCGGAAACCAGCUCGAUGGCAUUCAUCUCUUGGAUCCAGAGGUCGUGGCUCGGUUUAAGAAGCGCUACCCGGACGGCGUCAUCUCCAAACCCAAAAACAUGCAGUGAUGACUUCAGUGGUCAAAAAGGUGUGGAGAAAUCUGUGUAUAGACUGUUUUUUGUUUAUUAUUAUUGUUUUAUACCAGUGAACUCAUUUCUUAAAUAAAUCUUGUUAACAAGAUACACUGUCUGUGUCUUGGUUAAGAAAUGAUUAGGAAAUAAUGUGAAUCAUGUGUUUUCUGUGCAUGACUGUAUGUGAUCCCCGCAUUCAAUGCAGCAAAGCUUCACAUUCCCCACCAAUAAAAAAAACACAGGAGACGUUUUUAAUGUAUAGUUUUUGUUAUUUUGUUAGUAAAGAAUUAAGUUACUGCUGUUUUGACAUACUGUAGAUUCGAAUAGCUGAUUAGUAGUUUUGCGUUUUUU